Aquila chrysaetos chrysaetos is the source of this 1569-nucleotide messenger RNA. Its product is annotated as 5-hydroxytryptamine receptor 3A-like. The transcript is spliced from 9 exons. Gene Ontology annotation, molecular function: neurotransmitter receptor activity; extracellular ligand-gated monoatomic ion channel activity; transmembrane signaling receptor activity. Bases 6 to 1271 code for a protein of 421 amino acids. The record is from RefSeq and is a predicted model, not a curated record. Gene Ontology annotation, biological process: chemical synaptic transmission; nervous system process; signal transduction. Lineage: Eukaryota; Metazoa; Chordata; Aves; Accipitriformes; Accipitridae. Gene Ontology annotation, cellular component: membrane; synapse; neuron projection.
AGACAAUGCAGCGAGCUUUUAUAGCUAUCCUUACCUUUUCUCUUGGGACAGCAGGGGCUGCUCCGAGGUACCUCUGCACCUACUACGAUGUUGUUGAGUACCUGAACAUUUCCUCUCACAGCAAGCUGCACGCACACAUACUGCCCAAGACAGACUUGAAGGAGCCUGUGGAAGUGAAGAUGGAUUUUAUGCUUGUGGCUAUUCUCUCCGUGGUUGAAAAGCUCCAGACAGUCACUUUUUACAUCGUGUUGAACCUGGAGUGGGAAAACACUUUUGCAACCUGGGACCCACAGGAUUUCUGUAACAUUUCCAAAGUCAUUCUGCCCACGGAUACGUAUUGGUCUCCCACGGUCUUCAUUUUAGAGCGAGUGAACGGACAAAACUCAAACUUGGAUUAUAUGGCCAUCAUGCACAAUGGCAGCUUCAAAUCCAGCCAGCCCUUCCAGGUCACCUUAACGUGCAGCUUGAUGAUCUUCAAGUUUCCCUUCGAUACCCAGACGUGUAACUUGAGCAUAGCUUCAUUCCUCUACCCAGUAACAGACCUUGUCAUGAAGACGAAACGGACACCAGCUGAGAUGAUGAAAGACAGCCAGAGUUACUUCCUAACUGAUGGAGAAUGGAAGUUCACCAACCUGAGCAUCAUUGAAUACAGAGAAGGGCUGGAUGACGAAGAAUUUUCUGUGGUCACCUACGUGAUUUCCAUGGAGAGACGACCCACUCUGUAUAUUUUGAACCUGAUCCUCCCAACGUGCGCCCUGUAUCUGCUGGAUAUGGCUGUGUUGUUUGGACCCAGCUCUCUCGAGGAGAAAAUCAGUUUCCAGAUUGCCAUCAUCCUUGGCAGCUCCAUGUUAGCUGUGAUUCUCAACAACAUCCUCCCAACUUCCUCCAACAAACCACCCAUAAUAGUGGUAUUCUUCUUAGGCACCUUCCUGCUCAUGAUCAUGGCUGUGUUAGACACCUUCUUCCUGUUGCACCAGCAGCACAAAUCCCUGCGCUUAGACAAGGUUCUCGGAAGCUUCCAGCAAGAUGCACACGCCGAGCCAGCGAUGAGAGCCAUGACCAAGCAGACCACGAAACACCUCGCCAAGGCAGGCACCCAACUGCUGAACCUUCCCAAGAAGGCCCAGGAAAACAGGCAGCCAGCCAAGCCCCACUGGCAACCGCAGGAGCAGGACCCAUUUCUGCUAGUUCUGGAGAAGGUGCUUCUCUACAGUCACUUCUUCCUGUCCCUGUUUUUUUUUGCUAUUAUUUCUGUAAAAUGGAGCAGCUAGAGAUCAGCUCUGCGCAGUGCUAGUUCAGUUGUUCUCCAUUGUAUUGCUUCUAACCCCUCCACUGCAAUUUUUUUCCUGCUUGAUUCAUAGAGCUGCAGUUUUCAGUUGCCUAAAACAAAAAUGAAAACAACAACCCCACAGGGCAUGAGAUCUGCAUGCUUAAUACUUUGUACUCUAGUUCAGUAGAACUACCUAUGUUCUUAAAGUAUUCUGUGGGCUAGCAAGGUAUUUGAAUAAAACAAUUGUGAAAUCUGGGGAUAAUACCUUCAUUCUACCCAUCCAUAAUUCUUACCACAAA